AGACAUCCGGAAGCUCCAGUCUGAAAUUGACCGAACGGGAUAGUUCUUGUUUCCAUGCUUGAUGACCGCAGUUUGGAUUUUGCUGACUCUGGAUGUCAGAACUGACAUGUUGAUAGAAGCAGGACGUGGAGGAUGUGUCUGUUCAUAUAGCAGAGCCCCAUCUGGUGUGAUGGAGCGGUGAUGUGCCAGUCACAGGAGUGAUAAGGCCAGAGCAGCCAUGACUGAGUGCUUCCUGCCCCCCAGCAGCAGCCCUGCAGAGCAGAGGAGGGCUGAGCACCCAGGGGGCGUGGCCCGCACCCCCAGCUCUGAGGAGAUCAGUCCCACUAAGUUCCCUGGCCUGUACCGCACCGGGGAACCGUCGCCGCCUCAUGAUGGCCACCACCAUGAGGCACCAGAUGCCUACGUCUCAGACGACGACAAAGAGCACAGCAAGAAGAAGAACAAGUUCAAGAAGAAGGAGAAAAGGACGGAGGGCUACGCCGCCUUCCAGGAGGACAGUUCAGCAGACGAAGCAGAGAGUCCGUCCAAGAUGAAGCGCUCCAAAGGAAUCCACGUGUUCAAGAAGCCGAGUUUCUCUAAGAAGAAGGAAAAGGACUUCAAGGUGAAGGAGAAGGGCCCAAAGGAGGACAAGGCCAAGGAUAAGAAAUCUAAGGACCUGACGGCUGCAGAUGUGGUCAAACAGUGGAAGGAGAAGAAGAAGAAGAAGAAACCGACAACAGAGGCGGAGCCAGUCCCAGUGGAGAUCCCCACCUUCAGGCCCAUCUUUGGAGCACCUCUGGCUGAAGCUGUCAAGAGGACAGCUCUGUAUGAUGGUAUUCAGCUGCCAGCCAUCUUCAGAGAAUGUGUGGACUACAUUGAAAGUUAUGGCAUGAAGUGUGAAGGCAUCUACCGGGUCUCAGGUAUGAAGUCCAAAGUGGAUGAACUGAAAGCAGCAUAUGACCGUGAGGAGUGCCCCUGUCUGGAGGAGUAUGACCCCCACACGGUUGCCAGCCUGCUGAAGCAGUACUUACGCGAGCUGCCUGAGAACCUGCUAGGCCGGGAUCUGGCGCAGCGCUUCGAGGAUGCCUGCGGACGUCAAGUGGAGGCCGAGAAGGUGUCGGAGUUCCAGAGGCUGCUGGCCGAGGUGCCGGCGGAGAGCCGACUUGUUCUCUCCUGGGUCGUCACGCACAUGGACCAUGUCAUCGCCAGGGAGGCUGACACCAAGAUGAAUAUCCAGAACAUCUCCAUCGUCCUUAACCCAACUAUACAGAUCGGGAACCGUGUUCUCUACAUGUUCUUCACACACGUGAGGGAGCUGUUUGGAGACGUGGUCCUGAAGCCGGUGGUGCGGCCACUCCGCUGGUCCAACAUGGCCACGAUGCCGGCGCUACCCGAAACCCAGGAGAGCAUCAAAGAGGAGAUCCGGCGACAGGAAUUUCUGCUGAACUGCCUGCACAGGGACCUGCAGGCAGGGGUGAAGGAUUUAUCUAAAGAGGAGCGGCUGUGGGAGGUUCAGAGAAUCCUGACCGCUCUGAAACGCAAACUGAGGGAGGCCAAACGUCAGGAGUGUGAGAGUAAGAUUGCCCAGGAGAUAGCGAGUCUCUCAAAGGAGGAUGUUUCAAAAGAGGAAAUGACUGAGAAUGAAGAGGAAGUCAUCAACCUCCUCUUGGCACAGGAAAAUGAGAUCCUAACAGAGCAGGAGGAGCUGAUCUCUCUUGAGCAGGUGCUCCGCAGACAGAUUGCCACAGAGAAGGAAGAAAUUGAGAGACUGCGAGCAGAGAUUGCAGACAUACAGAGUCGGCAGCAGGGCCGCAGUGAGACAGAGGAAUAUUCAUCUGAUAGUGAAAGUGAGAGUGAAGAUGAGGAAGAGCUGCAGAUGAUUCUUGAAGACCUGCAGAAGCAAAAUGAGGAACUGGAGAACAAAAACACACACCUGAAUCAGGCCAUCCAUGAGGAGCAGGAAGCAAUCUUGGAGCUCCGCGUCCAGCUUCGCCUUCUGCAGAGCCACAAACUGCAGCAGGAACUGACCGUCCAGCCGCCGGCCGAGCAGGCCCUACCCACGCAGCCAAGCCCAGAGCCCCGCAGCGAGGAGCAAAACAAACGCUCCGUCGUCCCGGCAGCCGCUGGUGCUGACGCCGCUGUCCCGGCCAAUGGCAAGGCAGCCAAGGAUCCUUCGAAGCCCUCACCGAGCAAAGACAGGAGGGAUGCCAACAUGUGAGAUGUCAUGGUGGCUCAGUUGUCCUGUAGUGUCACUCAUCCACUGGAGAUUUGCUGGAUCCAAGAAUUUAGUAGUGCCCACUAAGUGGCAGCCAUGGAAAAAUAUGUUACUGUCUUUGACUCUUCUAGCAGAAAUCAAAUACCUUGUUUCUUAUUUUCCCAUGCAAAACACAAACAAGUAGAAAUUGAGUAGCUUCUGUAGCGGACAACUGGCUGCUGCUGAGAGACACUAGGUGGACCGUAUUUUCAAACUCACAGUGCCAAGCCUGUAUGAAGGAAGAAGAGGGUGAGAGGAGAGCGUCAUGCCAGUUUAGGACAUAAAGUUUAUUUUUUUCGCUGGUAAGGGCUCAAGAAAUGCUUAUAAACCAGAUAAUCUCAGCCCCUGUAUCUCACUAUGUUGCUCACCUAGAUGCAAAUUUGACAUGUUAGGAUAGAGACCACUGUGCCAUAACUGAAGAUGCCAGACCUGGAUAUGUUUCCCCAGAGAACCACUAAUACAAAAAGCUCUUUGAAUAAUGAAGAAAUCUAUGAUUGGUCUAUCUAUAUAUUAUAUAUUUAAGUAGUAUUCUUAAGAAUACGGAUGACUAUCCAAGAAAUACAUUGAUUUUAAAUUUGAGCUUUUUAGUAAUAUAUGAAUAUAUGUAUAAAUAUAUUGUAGAUGCUUUCCUUUCUUUGAACAGCAGAUGCACAUAAACACAGCGGGUGUUGUAUCAUGCGACUGACCAGUGCAUUAAAACACAAACAGACAAGAAAUGCGCAACACAAGCAUAUUCGUCAGAGAUGGAGGCAGCAUUGUUACAGUCACACUUGGCUCUGUAGUGCAAUCGUUUUCUGUUAUCUCUAUUAACUCUCUUGCACAAACAUUUGUCCAGUCUUAUGAUGGAAUAACAAAUCUGUACUGAUGAUUCUUGUCAACCAGAAUGUGUGCAGAGAUGCGCAGGAGGCGAUUAGUUGUGUCGUGCAGUUGACUCUGUUUUUUAACUCUCGAUGUACGGAGUUAUUCAUGGCAUCAGUUGGAAGUGAGAAAAAAAAAAAACAAAAAAAACAAAACCUCAAGAUUACAAGUCAAUCAUUUCAUUUCACAUCUGAUCCAUGACAAUUGCAAAGUGCUGUCAUUGUUCGGUGAUAUUUAAAGCAAAGGCAUGGCCUGACUGACUUAACAUUUGUGUAUAUUAUUGUAAAAUUGCAAACAUACUGUAUUUUCAGCUCUUAUGUUUUGUCUCUUUUUUUUUUUUAUUAUUAAUGACCUGUAUGGAGUAUGUUAGUGUGACUGCCUCUGCUUUGGUCAUGGGCAAAUCAAAGCAAUCUCAUUGAUUCUCUCUUGAUUCAGUGUGUUGUUAUUAAUCCUGUGACCGAAACAGAUAAAUGCUUGAUUGGGCUCAGAAGCUUCUCAUGAGUUUAUUUUCAUAUUGUUCCAAGCUUUUGUAGCUUAUUGUUGCAGACAGAAUAAUGCUGUGAAGAAUAAAGUGUCGAUCCAAAUGA
Molecule: messenger RNA, 3678 nt
Organism: Acanthopagrus latus (yellowfin seabream)
Lineage: Eukaryota; Metazoa; Chordata; Actinopteri; Spariformes; Sparidae
Gene: ralbp1
Product: ralA binding protein 1
Exons: 11
Coding region: 218-2197 (659 amino acids)
Biological process (GO): small GTPase-mediated signal transduction; endocytosis; positive regulation of GTPase activity
Cellular component (GO): membrane
Molecular function (GO): GTPase activator activity; small GTPase binding
Source: RefSeq, a predicted model, not a curated record